Molecule: messenger RNA, 2654 nt
Organism: Vidua macroura (Pin-tailed whydah)
Lineage: Eukaryota; Metazoa; Chordata; Aves; Passeriformes; Viduidae
Gene: PIGV
Product: phosphatidylinositol glycan anchor biosynthesis class V
Exons: 5
Coding region: 614-2137 (507 amino acids)
Biological process (GO): GPI anchor biosynthetic process
Cellular component (GO): endoplasmic reticulum membrane; mannosyltransferase complex
Molecular function (GO): GPI mannosyltransferase activity; alpha-1,6-mannosyltransferase activity
Source: RefSeq, a predicted model, not a curated record
GCUGGAGGGGCCCAGCCGGAGGGACCCGGGUCAGGCGCGGGGUCGGGCGCCGUUCGCGUCCCCAGACAGCGCCGUGCGGCCUCGCUAGCGGCAGGAGCGGUACCGGAGCGGCUGCCGGGACAGCCCCGUGUGCCCAGGGCCGGUCGGUCCGCGCUCCCUCCCGUGUCCGGCCGCUCCCGGCUCUCGGAGCAGCCCGGCUCCCCACCGGCCGGUCCUGCCUGCGAGCGGGGAGCGGAGCUCUGCGGCCUUUCCUACCCGUGUGUAGCCGGUCUGGCUAGCGGAGAACAGCCGCGGAACCGGCCCCGGGCAGUGCCGGGGCGGCAGGACGGGCUCCCGGGACGGGCUGGACGCAGCAGGAGUUGUCCCGUCCCCGUGCCGUGCUGGAGCCGCAGCCGAUCCCCAGGCGGGUCGGGCAGAGCUGGGUUCUGAUCCAGAGCAGAUGCCCUUUCCCACAGGAUUUUUGGGGCAGAGCCAUUCCCGACGCUGCGUUCUGGAUCCAAACGGGGCUCGUGGGCUGCAGCUCUUCUGAAGGCUUUGUUCUGUCACAAGGUUUCCCAAACUGGAAGGAGAAGCCUGGCACUGGUGACCUCCUGAGGCAAUUCCUGGGUGUGGGAUGGAGCGGUGGAGCAGGGCAGACCCCCAGCUCCGAGAGGUCGUGUGGUUCUCCCUGCGCUGCCGGGCCCUGGCGCUGCUGCUGCAGGCCGUGUUUAACCUGCUGAUCCCGGACCACGCUGCUGAUGCCUUCUCUCCACCACGGCUGGGCCCACGGGGCCCAUGGGACACGCUGGUGGAGCGGCUGCUGGGCGGGCUGGGCCGCUGGGAUGCCGAGCAUUUCCUGUUCAUCGCCGAGCACGGCUACCUGCUGGAGCACAACUGCGCCUUCCUGCCGCUCUUCCCGCUGGGGCUGCGGCUCCUGGCCGGCCUGCUGCCAUGGCCGGUGCAGCUGCAGCCCCGCAGCCGGCUGCUGCUGGUGGCCACGCUGCUGAACGCGCUGCUGUCGGCGCUGGCGGCCGCGGCCCUGCUGGCACUAGGCCGGGCCGUGCUGCGGCGGCCGCGCCUGGCCUUCAUGGCCGCGCUGCUCUUCUCCGUCAGCCCGGCCGGCGUGUUCCUGGCCGCUGCCUACUCAGAGAGUGCCUUCGCCUUGCUGGCCUUCGGCGCCAUGUGGCAGCUGGAGAAGGGGCACAGCUGGCUCAGCGGGCUGCUCUUCGCCCUGGCUUCUGCGGCCCGGGCCAACGGGCUGAUUAAUGCUGGCUUCGUGCUCUACUCGCGCGGCAGGCGCUUUGCGCUGCAGCUGCAGGGGGAAUUGGCAUUCCCCGUGUUGUGGAAGCGGGCCCUUAGCCUGGCAUCUUCAGCAGCCCUGCUGUGUGCCGCAAUUUUCCUGCCUUUUGCGGUGUUUCAGUACUAUGCCUACAUGAGGUUCUGCGAGCCUGGCACGGGGCUGGGCCAGACCAUUCCCAAGCCGCUGCUGCAGCUGGCACGGGACAAGGGCUAUCGUGUGGCAGGCGUGGCUGGGGCUAAACCCCCUUGGUGCUCCCAGCACUUCCCUCUGGUUUAUUCCUAUAUCCAAGACACUUACUGGAACGUGGGCUUUCUAAGGUACUUUGAGCUCAGACAGAUCCCAAAUUUCUUGCUUGCUCUGCCUGUCACCCUUCUGGGCUCAUGGGCUGCCUGGACCUACGUCAGCACAAACCCCCGGCACUGCCUGACUCUUGGCCUAGAGAGGAGUAAGAGUGAAGAGAGGGGGAAGGCAAGAGAUGGAUUCUGUGGCCCUGCUGUCUUCGUGUACGUGGUCCACAGCACGGCCCUGCUGGCUUUCGGGUUCUGCUGCAUGCACGUGCAGGUGCUGACCCGCUUCCUUGGCUCCUCCUCUCCCAUCCUGUACUGGUUUCCAGCUCACCUGCUUCAGGAACACGAACCUUUACUCUGGAGCACAGGAACUGAUAAGCCAGCCUCUGGGAAGUCUCUUCUGGUUAAAUCUCCCAGUUCCUGUGGGAAAGGGACCUCGGACAACCCCGUUGUGAGGCUGCUGCUGAACUGGCAAUCAAUUACCCCCCUCAGCAAGAGCAUCCUGGGGUUCUUCCUGGGCUACUGGCUGCUGGGGCUGAUCCUGCACUGCAACUUCCUCCCGUGGACGUAGCGGGCUGUGCUGGCGGGACAGGAGCUCUGCUCAGAACUGAAACUCACCUGCUCUGAAAGCCUGAGGUGGCUGUGGUGACGCUGUCGUUGCAGUUACAAAGGCGUUACUCCUCAGUUACCAUGUCCCAGGUGGGAUGUUCUCUGUGGCGUGGUGCUGCAGCAUCCUGCCCCGCUCAACCGGCAUUGCUGACAGGCAAAGUUCCCAUCCCCUGCCUGGGAUGGGGGCAUUGCUGACAGGCAAAGUUCCCAUCCCCUGCCUGGGAUGGGGAAUGCACCUCGGUUCCUGCCUCUCCUGGGGGAGUUUACAGCAGGCACGGAUUUGUGGCAGGAUGGAUUUGGGGAUUCCCUGGGAUGUGUUGUGGGCACGGCAGGAGGGCAGGGAGGGUCCAGCUGCUCUGUGCUGCUCAGACUGUCCCGCUUCUUUUUCCAUGGAGCCAGGCUGGGCAGGGACACGGCGGGGGUGGCGGGCGCUGCGUGGGCACAUGCACGACCCCAAUAAACACGUGAAAGUUACCGGA